AUCGAGAGUCUACAACUUCAGCAUCAAACAGCCAGCUCGUUCACCCUCACCAUGUCUUUCAUAUCUCGCAUGCUCGUACUCGUCGGUCUUCUAUCUCUCUUCCAUGCCGCAUACUCGGCGCAUGAAUUCUCGACAUUGUCAACUAGAUUCCACAAGCCUGCGCCCUUACCGCUCGAUAUCAAGCUCGAGACUCUCAUCUCUGUAUUCUUGGCGUGUUUCGGGCUCAUAUUGGGCUCAGAAUCCUUGAAGCCAGUCAGCUGGAGUGCAUGGGCAGGAAAGGUUGAACAAGACGGCGAACCGAAUCCUUUCCAUGGUCUGGAGGAACGCGUGGGAUUCAUGGACAUCAGAGCUCAGCGAAGUGAAUUUUCUAGCUGGGCCCGAUCGCAAGGAUCUGGCUCCAAAAGUUGAAGAGAAAAGAGAAGCUCGUUAUGACCGUUAUACCGGCCUCGAUGACAUCAGCCGACUGAUUUUCAGGAUACCGCACGUGGUGGGAUGCUCUCUCAAUGAGGAUGGGAAGAGCUGAGGACCGCUCGUCGGGAAUGGGAUGCAGCUUGCCGAUACUGUCGAGCUAUAUUCCUGAAUUCGAGUACACACUUUCCGACGAUAUUCCAGCGAGCAACUAGCCGACCAAUUCUGCUUCAGCUCUUCGCCAUGACCACAUCGCCAGAACUGCGAGAUCAGGCGCUCCACGGGUGUUUCCGAGUACACUAUCAAAUUCAAUCACAAGGAUGUCACACAUGGUGUCGAUGCAGGGAACUACGCAAUUAUCAGGAUAUUCAGCAGUCACUCAAGCUUGACGUGGCCGACAGCAGAGAGCGACAGUUUAGAAAGGGAAGCAAAGGCUAGAAAAGCGAGAAAGAUGUGUUGAGUUCUUUAAGCAAUCAAUUCGUUGGUUGAUCAUGCCUCUAUCUAUUACAACUAAUCCACAUAUUUUCUAUCAUAUCGGAGCACUUCCGGACAUGACAAGUUAAA
Molecule: messenger RNA, 972 nt
Organism: Exophiala oligosperma
Lineage: Eukaryota; Fungi; Ascomycota; Eurotiomycetes; Chaetothyriales; Herpotrichiellaceae
Exons: 2
Coding region: 52-408 (118 amino acids)
Biological process (GO): protein folding in endoplasmic reticulum
Cellular component (GO): EMC complex
Source: RefSeq, a predicted model, not a curated record